This is a messenger RNA of Pelmatolapia mariae (spotted tilapia), 947 nucleotides long. RefSeq names its product prodynorphin (gene pdyn). Gene Ontology annotation, biological process: neuropeptide signaling pathway; chemical synaptic transmission; sensory perception. Lineage: Eukaryota; Metazoa; Chordata; Actinopteri; Cichliformes; Cichlidae. The record is from RefSeq and is a predicted model, not a curated record. Gene Ontology annotation, molecular function: opioid receptor binding. The coding region runs from base 27 to 773 and encodes 248 amino acids. Gene Ontology annotation, cellular component: plasma membrane; axon terminus; dendrite. The transcript has 3 exons.
UCGGAGGGCGGACAGCGAGCAGUUUCAUGGUAGAUGUGCCUCUGCGACUCUUAACAAGGCUGGAAGUAUCGGUCCGAUUCCUGAGAAUGGAGUGGUAUGUCCUGGUGCUGAUGCUGAGCUUGCCGCCCUGCAUCCACACAGAUUGUUCUUCACAGUGUCAGAAAUGCGCGCAGCAAAUCCUUAGCCCCGAUGAAGCUUACAGCAGCCUGUCGUGCAGCGCCGAGUGUGAGGGCCAGCUGGAGAGCUGCAGCCAGGCUCCGCGGUUGGCCGACUUCAGCCAGGAUGAGGCUGCUGCUGCGGAGGAGAGCCAGCAGGCGGAUCUGGUCAAACGCUACGGCGGCUUCAUCAAGAGGAUCGACAAGAACAAGAACAAAAUAUUCACCUCUCCGUGGCGCGACAAUUACAUCCUAAAAGGUGCCUCGCUCCCCAAGAAAUAUGAGCUCUUUUUGAAGAAGCUGGAAGAUAGAGACGCAGAUACAGCGGAGCAGGCAGACGACACGGAGGAUCACAUCCUCCGUGGUUAUGUUAAACGUUACGGCGGCUUUUUACGGAAAUUCGGCCCAAAGUCAAAGAGAAGUAGUUCCGUGGAGCAGGAGGACCAGGAGCCCGAGGAGCUACAGAAGCGCUACGGAGGCUUCAUGAGGAGAGUCCGACCAAAGUUGAACAACCUGAAGUGGGACAAGCGGUACGGAGGGUUUCUGCGCCGUCACUUCAAAAUCUCUAUGCGCUCAGUGGAGGAGCCCUAUUUCUCCUAUGACGAGCUGACCCUAUAGACACAGUCGUAGGAGAACUCAAAGGAACUUGCACAGGUUUACUUGAAAUGCCAUAAUUGAAGUAUCAUAUGCCUGCUGAGCUCGCCUAGAUUCGGCUGCCUUCUGUGUAACAUUUGUGUAAUUUGCAUCAUCGCCUUUCCUUCAAUAAAUGCUUGUUUAAUAAAAUCAUAAAUA